This is a messenger RNA of Mercenaria mercenaria, 1353 nucleotides long. RefSeq lists its product as uncharacterized. The record is from RefSeq and is a predicted model, not a curated record. Bases 1 to 1353 code for a protein of 450 amino acids. Lineage: Eukaryota; Metazoa; Mollusca; Bivalvia; Venerida; Veneridae. The transcript has a single exon.
AUGACCUACCACAGCACUCCUUAUACGGUAUGCCCUACCACAGCAUUCCUUAUACAGCAUGCCCUACCACAUCACUCCUUAUACGGUAUGCCCUACCACAUCACUCCUUAUACGGUAUGCCCUACCACAUCACUCCUUAUACGGUAUGCCCUACCACAACACUCCUUAUACGGUAUGCCCUACCACAACACUCCUUAUACGGCAUGCCCUACUACAGCACUCCUUAUACGGCAUGCCCUACCACAUCACUCCUUAUACGGUAUGCCCUACCACAACACUCCUUAUACGGUAUGCCCUACCACAACACUCCUUAUACAGCAUGCCCUACUACAGCACUCCUUAUACGGUAUGCCCUACCACAUCACUCCUUAUACGGUAUGCCCUACCACAACACUCCUUAUACGGCAUGCCCUACUACAGCACUUCUUAUACGGUAUGCCCUACCACAUCACUCCUUAUACGGUAUGCCCUACCACAUCACUCCUUAUACGGUAUGCCCUACCACAGCACUCCUUAUACGGUAUGACCUACCACAGCACUCCUUAUACGGUAUGCCCUACCACAGCACUCCUUAUACAACAUGCCCUACCACAGCACUCCUUAUACGGUAUGCCCUACCACACUACUAUUUAUGCCCUACCUCAGCACUCCUUAUACGGUAUGCCCUACCACAACACUCCUUAUACGGUAUGCCCUACCACAUCACUCAUUAUACGGUAUGCCCUACCACAGCACUCUGUAUACGACAUGUCCUACCACACCACUACUUAUGCCCUACCUCAGCACUCCUUAUACGGUAUGCCCUACCACAGCACUCCUGUAUACGGUAUGCCCUACCACAGCACUCCUUAUACGGUAUGCCCUACCACAGCACUCCUUAUACGGUAUGCCCUACCACAGCACUCCUUAUACGGUAUGCCCUACCACAGCACUCCUUAUACGGUAUGCCCUACCACAGCACUCCUUAUACAACAUGCCCUACCACAGCACUCCUUAUACGGUAUGCCCUACCACACUACUAUUUAUGCCCUACCUCAGCACUCCUUAUACGGUAUGCCCUACCACAGCACUCAUUAUACGGUAUGCCCUACCACAUCACUCAUUAUACGGUAUGCCCUACCACAGCACUCCUUAUAUGGUAUGCCCUACCGCAGCACUCCUUAUACGGUAUGCCCUACCACAGCACUCCUUAUACGGUUUGCCCUACUACAACACUCCUUAUGCCCUACCACAGCACUCCUUAUACGGUAUGCCCUACCACAGCACUCAUUAUGUGGUAUGCCCUACCGCAGCACUAGUUUGGACAAUUUUCCCAAAAACGAUAACUGUGCUUUUGAUAAUCUACCAUUUUAA